GGCCAAUACGACGCAAUGCAUUGUUAAAAAAAUUAAUCACACCCAAGUUUCUUCAUUUCUUUUUUAGACUUUUCUUGUGUCAAGUUUGUUCACCUCAUCAAAUGUUGUUUCCAGUAAGAAUUACAGACAUAUUUAAGCAUAAAGAUUUUGAAGACAUCUUGUGUAUUUGACAUAUGUGUAUUUGAUUGCAUACAUAGUUUAGGUGUUGGUGAGUGAAUAAAAUAUCUAAGUCUUUUUAACACAGAGGGAAUCUUCAUUUUGAAGGAUGAAGUGCUAUGCACGAUGGUCUGUUGGUAACUAACUUUUUGCACCCUUGACACGUUUUUUAACGCAUCGGACAUCCCUUGGUGGAGGUGUCUUCCAAACGAUAAAUUUGGCAAUGCAGCGGGAUUUCCCAGUGAGCACUUACCUCUCCCGUGCACGGUCAGGGACCGCCAGACCCGGAACCGUGGUUCCUUCAGAAAUCCCCGGUUUAUGAUGCCGUACGUAGUUAUUGAGACCGUUGACGAAAAACUACAAAACAUGCUUAGAGAAAAUCUAACGGUAUCCUCAAAAAAUAGCCGUUUCGACCAUGUACGUCGUAAACCGUGCUGGCCUUUUGUACUUACAAUGAUCGUUUAAAAAUUACGCAGCCAGGCACUAUACAGGAGUAUCAAGAAACUGAAGUAAAAAUUUGCAUGGAUGACAAGUCAAAAAAAAAACAAAUUGUGAUAAUGUUUGGAUCCCUGUGACUCCUGAAUCCGGGAAACUUUAUCUCAUCAUCGCUCCACCUCCUUGACCUCAUUCGUCAACUCUGCAUACAUAUGUACAUAAAAUAUAAUGGACAUCGAAGUAGUACUAAUUAAGUGGAAAACGAACAGUUCCUUUACUUACUGUCGAAUCACAACUUGUAAAUGGUUACACGUUAGACGUUUAAACGCUAUCACAUUGGAAAGGUUUCUGGUCCACUGUGCCAUUUUUGGUUUAAGCGCAAUACAGUUUCGAACACACACAACUUCACUUCGUUUAACAAGAUUUACCAUCUUCUUCUUACACAUAGGAAACAAGAGUCAAACGGAUAUGUAGCGGGAGGUUCUUUCUCUUGCCGUUGUAUUCAACAGAACGAAACUGAUCGUGUUCGUGACCGAAUUUCCCAAAUAUCGAAUGUCUGAUGUUGCUUGAUUCUAAUGCAGUGUUUAUUCACAAUUUUACGUCGUAUCUUUUGUAUUGAAUUGUACUGAAUAUCGCUUAUUGAAUACUGAAUUUUAGUCCAAAUAUUUAUUUUUUACAAGGACUGUUAUACUAAGACCUUCAGGGGCCCUAAUAUUUCAAAUAUUCUUAGAUCACUUUACUCUUAGGGUGUUUAUUCCCAUGCAAUGUAUGAUUUUUACAUUCAUUAGUUUUCAAUCAAAUAUGAAUUG
Megachile rotundata (alfalfa leafcutting bee) is the source of this 1400-nucleotide messenger RNA. RefSeq lists its product as uncharacterized. Lineage: Eukaryota; Metazoa; Arthropoda; Insecta; Hymenoptera; Megachilidae. The record is from RefSeq and is a predicted model, not a curated record.